Molecule: messenger RNA, 2783 nt
Organism: Thamnophis sirtalis
Lineage: Eukaryota; Metazoa; Chordata; Lepidosauria; Squamata; Natricidae
Source: RefSeq, a predicted model, not a curated record
UUUCAAGCAAAAAUGAUUGCUAUGGAGGAAGAAAAGGGAAAACACCUGCUUGCUGUGGAAUCAAAAGAAAGAGAAGUGGAAGGGCUGAAAGAAACAUUUAAAAACUUGCAGAUUUCAAAAUAUACGUUGCAAAAGAAGCUUAAUGAAAUGGAGCACAAGAUGCAAUUGUAUAAUUCAUCAAAGGGCGAUUAUCAGAAAAGACUGAAUGAAUUUGAAAAAUGCCAUGCAGUUAUAAUGAAUCAAUUUGAAUUAAUAAAAGGUGCUCAUGGGAAAUUAGAGAAAAAUGUUGUGGAAGCAAUUCAGUUCAAUAAGAACUUGUCAGCAAUUAAUACAACACAAGAGUCUGAGAUAAAUAACCUAAAAAAGGAACUAAGGAAAGUUACAUCAGAUGCGAUAAAAUCCAAGGUUACCUGUCAAUAUAAAGAGAAAGAAGAUUUCUAUCUAAAAGCAAAGGAACUGGAGCUACAAAUACUACAGCAAAAAAAUUCAGUGGAAGUAGAUUUAAAUGGAAAAAUCACAGAAGAAAUUGCAAGACUUAAAGAAGAGAAACAGGAGAUUAUAGCUUCCCUACAACAUAUGCAGCAACUGCUCUGCAGACAGACUGAAAGAAAUAACAGAAUUGAGGUGGAAUUGAAUAAACUAAAAGAAGAGUAUCAGACCCUUGGAAGAGAUAAUGAGAUGCAAAGGGAGAAUGCAAAAGAAAAUGAACAAAAGUUAGCUAGUCUUCUGAAUGAAUAUAAGAAAGUACAAGCAACUUGGAAAAAUGAGGUAGAAAACAUGUCUAAUGAAAAUAAAGAACAAAAAGAUGAUAAGUGUACACAAACUACAAUGGAAUUUUUUAAGCAAUAUGAACAAAAAGAAAAUGGAAGAAACAAUAAUCUGGAGAUAGACAGUGGUAUAAAAAUAGGAAAAAAGCAUUCAGAAUAUUUUGAAGAAUUGGAACAUUCUAUUGAUUAUUUGGGUGCUGGUGUUGCAAAUGACUGCAUUUCUGAGAGUACUGAAAAUAUUAACAAUGCAAUCAAUGAGGAAGAUUACUUGACAAAUAAAGGAAUCUGUGAGAAGCCUAAAGAACAAAUUAAAAUUAAUUGUGAGAAAACUGCAAAUAACAAUCUGAAAUAUGAAAUGGAUUCUGUAUUGUUACCACCGAUCAACACAAGUGACUUGGAUAAGUACAAUACUAGUAAUGCAGAAAAAACAACACCAAAACUUCAUAUAUCUUCCAGUCAGAAUAUAGGUAUAAAUAUUCAUAUUGAUGAAAACAUUAAUAAUCUACUUCUAAGAAGAGCUUUAAAUAUUAAAAAUUCAGCUAGUGGUGUACAUGAAAUGCCUAGCAAACACUUUGAUAAAUACAGUUCCGAAUUGAAAGAAGUAGAUACAAAGGUUUUGCUCCAGCACUCUCAAGCUCUACAUGAAUCUGAAAAUGGAGACAUGAAAAUUAAUGAAGUUGCCAAAGAUAAACAGAUAAAUGUCCAUGCUUCCAAAGACAACAGUGAGCAAUUUACUGAAUUUUUUAAUAAAGAAAAAGAAAAAUCAUUGAAUACAAUAAUUAGGAAAAUAACUCUGGAAGAAAGCACAAAAAAAUCCUGUUCUAUCCUCAUGAAGACAACAGAAAAUUUAAUAAACAGAAAUGGAAGGCUAUCCUUUGACCUUCCAGUUAUGGAUGGAAAAACUGAAUAUUUAGAUUUAUCAAGAAAAUGUCAAGAUGAAGUUCAAAUAAUGCCUCUCUCUUUGAAGGAAAGACCUCUCUCCCAAGAAAUAAAAAAUGCUCAGAGCUCAAGAAUUGAUAAGAUUAUAAACAUGCAUAGUGAUGUAAGGCAAGAAACACCAGUUUCCGCUUGCAGUAGUAGAAAUGCUGACUCUUUAAAUACCGGAACUAUUAAUCCAAUUCCCAAGAGAAAUCCCAGUGCAGAAUGGAAUGCAAUAGCAAACAAUUUUUAUGAUCCUUCUUUUCCCACAGAACACGCCACGACAGAGAUUCUAUCACAGCCGCAAAUGAAGUCAAUACAGCUUCUGCUCAGUACAGCUACUUUAAAAGAGAGCUUAGACAGCACUGAAGAUGGGAAUUCACAAAAUGUCUUCAUGAACACCCAAAUCAGUAAAACUGAAAAGUUAUUGUAUUUAGAAAAGCUCAGCCAGUCCAGAAAAAGAAAGUAUGAAUAUUUGGAAAAAGCAGUGAUAUCAGGAAAAAUGGAAAUGUAAUUGUUUCUAAAUGCAUGUCCUUGACUUGUCUCAUGCUUGUUACAUUCAGUGCUUAAAAUAACAUCUUGUGAAGUGAGAAAAGUUGAACUGUUCUGGUAAUCUCAAAAAUCCUUGAUUUCUCUCCAUUCCCCAAGCAGAGAUUGAUUAUUGGGGUGGGGGGAUAUGUAUACAUAUACUUUUCUUUCUCACUGCUAAUCAUUAGAGGGAAAUAAGUGCAAACAAUAUGAGGGUACUAAAAGUAAAUCAGUUCUCAAGCUAAUCUGAAUUUUCAUGGUCCAAAAUCCUAACACAGUAUCUUUGUGGAGUUUUCCAAACUUAGAAAUAACCUUUAGAUACUAUAGAUUAUUAUUUUAGAAAAAAAUAGUUAUUGAAAUAAGAGAAAAUACUUGUAGCUCAGUUUCAAAUUUUGGCAGUUGUUUGCUGUUCGAGCUUGUUUCCAUUUACUUUUUAAACUUGUUUCCAUUUAGUUCUGUUAUCAGACUAGGUAACGUCGUCAGCGCAUUUAUUUAUUAAGUCAGCUUGCUACUUUUUUUGUUUCUCAUUUUACAUCACAGAAAGUAUUAUUAAGAUUAUAAAAAUGGAAU